This is a messenger RNA of Dermacentor silvarum, 4882 nucleotides long. RefSeq names its product pre-mRNA 3' end processing protein WDR33 (gene Wdr33). Gene Ontology annotation, cellular component: mRNA cleavage and polyadenylation specificity factor complex. The coding region runs from base 346 to 2871 and encodes 841 amino acids. Lineage: Eukaryota; Metazoa; Arthropoda; Arachnida; Ixodida; Ixodidae. Gene Ontology annotation, molecular function: protein binding. The transcript is spliced from 17 exons. The record is from RefSeq and is a predicted model, not a curated record.
CAAAAUGGCCGCUGUGUGUGUUGUUGGUGUCUUGGUGCGUGCGUUGCAGUCGUAGUGUGGCGAAUUCUCUUUCCUGGUGAACGUAAAGUGAACAUAUUUUUGAACACCUUAGGUCUCCGAACUCUUACAGACGUACAUUGCAGCAAGUUGGUGUGUUAAGCACACUUAAGCACCACGCCAUGAGCGUGAGGACUUGAAUCUGUGAAAUUCGUUGAAUCGUGUGAAGCCGGUCUCACGGACGUCAAGGCGAAGAGUAUGCAUUGGUCAGCUUUGCCAGAGUCCUGCUAGCCGCACCGAAACAUCAUUUUCAGUUUAACGUGACAGUAGCCUAGUCGAGGGGUGACCAUGCAGGUAAUCCAGACGCAGCCAAUGACUCCUGGUGGCCGCUUCCAGUAUGGAGGUGGCCCCAAAUUUGGGGGCUACGGAGGAGGACGCGGCCAGGGAGGAGCACCCUAUGGGCCCGUUGGGGGCAGACCAGGCAUGUCGUCCAUGCAGAGCAUCGAGUUUGACGGCAAACGGCUACGCAAGGCCGUUGCCCGCAAGACUGUCGACUACAACACAGCUGUGGUUGAGUACCUCGAGAAUCGCGUCUGGCAGAGGGACUAUCGUGAUGCAAGAGCCCUGCAGCCGGAUUCGGGCUACUAUACCAGGCUGAUGCCCCCCCUGGCCAUGCUGUCCAACCCCAUCAAUGCUGUGACCACGAAAUUUGUGCGCACCUCCACCAACAAGAUGCGUUGUCCCAUCUUUUGCGUAGUGUGGACUCCCGAGGGUCGGCGGCUCAUCACGGGGGCAUCAAGUGGGGAGUUCACCCUCUGGAAUGGACUCACGUUCAACUUUGAGACCAUUCUGCAGGCACACGACUCGUCGGUGCGCUGCAUGGUGUGGAGCCACAACGACACGUGGAUGGUGACGGGGGACCAUUCGGGCUACGUCAAGUACUGGCAGUCCAACAUGAACAACGUCAAGAUGUUCCAGGGCCACAAGGAGGCCAUUCGAGGCAUCAGCUUCUGCCCGACGGACACAAAAUUCACCACUUGUUCCGAUGACGGAACGGUGCGCGUCUGGGACUUCCUGCGCUGCUUUGAGGAGAAGAUCCUCCGAGGGCAUGGGGCGGACGUGAAGUGCGUGGACUGGCACCCGCAAAAGUCGCUCAUUGUGUCCGGCAGCAAGGACAGCCAGCAGCCCAUAAAACUGUGGGACCCCAAGUCUGGGCAGAGCCUAGCAACCCUCCAUGCACACAAGAGCACGGUGAUGGAGGUGAAAUGGAACCGCAACGGCAACUGGCUGCUGACAGCUUCCCGAGACCACUUACUCAAGCUGUUUGAUAUUCGCAAGAUGAACCAGGAGAUGCAGACCUUCCGUGGACACAAGAAGGAGGCCUGCAGCUUGGCAUGGCACCCAAUCCACGAGUGCCUGUUUGCCAGUGGUGGUUCUGACGGUGCCGUCAUGUUCUGGAUGGUUGGGGCUGACAAGGAGGUGGGUGCCAUGGAGAAUGCUCACGACUCGUGCGUCUGGUCUCUGGCCUGGCACCCAUUGGGACACAUCCUCUGCUCUGGGUCCAACGACCACACAAGCAAGUUCUGGACGCGCAAUCGACCUGGGGACAAAAUGCGAGACAAGUACAACCUCAACACUCUACCCAGAGGUCUGGAUGACACCGGAGAAUAUGAUGAGCCGACAACUACACCAGCGUCGGCCACGCCUAACAUACCUGGCAUGGGACUGGAUCAGAGCAAUUUGGAGGCAGUGCGGACUAUGAGCGACGUGCCGCCUCAAGCCAUACCCAGUGGGGGGGGAGGCGGUGUCGGUGGUGGCCGGAAAGACUUUGGUGGAGGCGGUGGCCGGGAACUCAGUGGCUCCAUUCCGGGUCUGGACUUUGGCGAAGAGGUGCAAGAGAGCCACGUGGGUGGCGGCGGUGGCGGCCGACACAAGCGCACCCCGUUCUCCAAGCCCAUUCCGAAGCACUUCCAGCAACAGUGGAUGGAGAACAAGCAGCCCCUGCUGCUAGCACCUCCACCCCCAGAUGGGACAGGGGCGCCCUCUCCGGGCCUCGCCCAGCAGCAGCAGGAGGGCGGUGCAGAUGGUUCCCAGUUGCAACAGCCCCCAAUGCCAGGCAUGACACCUGGUGGCAUGAACCUGCAGCAGCAGCCACAGCAGCAGCCAGGCAUGCCCAUGGGCAUGAUGGGCCAGCCACCGGGAGGCAUGGGAGGCUUUACACCUGGCGGGGGCCUCCUCAGUGCACCCCCUCAUCCGGCCGGCAUGAUGUUUCCACACUUCCAGGGGGCGCCGCCGGUCUCUGCAGCAGGCGUCGAUGCGCCACCAAACGGCGUUCCCAUGGGCUUUCGACACCAGGGAAUGCCACCCAUGGCCGGCCAGGACCAGGGCCAGUUCCAGAGACAGUCAGCUGGCGAGUGGCGCAACAUGGGCGACCCUGGCGCAGGCAACCAGGCACAACCACAAAUCAGGCAACAGUUCCAACAACAGCAGCCGCAGCAGCAGCAGCAAGACGGCAGUGCUGGGGUUCCAGACACUGGCAAUUUCUUCCAGCCACAACAGCAACAACAGCAGCAGCAGCAGCAGCAGCAACAGUUCUGGCGAGGCGGUGGCAGCCCGCACAAGCGCGGUGGGGGUGGCAGCCACUGGUACCAAGGGGAUGGACCUGGGCAACAGCAGGAAGGACUCAAGCGGCCCUGGGGGGCCGACGAGGGGGGAUCCGAGGGACAGCCACCAAGCAAGAGGGGUGGAGGAUGGGGCGCGAGGGGCGGUGGCGGCGGCGGCUUUGGGCGCGGCUUCGGCAGGGGAGGCUUCCGCGGUCGAGGGGGUUUCCGUGGCGGCAGGGGCGGUCCAAGGGGAGGGCCGAGGGGCCACUGACCUGUCGGUUUGUGCGUGCUUUCUUUUUUGGGGACAAUCGGCCCACGACGUGUCCCAGUGCGCCUGCUCACGUCUUCAGUGUCACCGGAUCCUUCUUAGUCAAGGAUUGUGCAGAAGACAACACCUUAAGACAAGCUUCAGCUCUGGUAUGAUACUUUGUAGCCGGGAAGAGGGGGGGAUUGUUAUGAACAUCUGCGGGGCCUUAGGUGCUCUUAGGACAACCAGUUCAUUGAGUGUUGUUGCACACCUGCUCAUAUCUUCAACGUCACCAUCUUCAUAUGAACUGAACUUCUGGAGCGUGCAAGGACUUUUGUACAAUCCUGGUAGGAUGGAGCGUGCCGAGCUCUGUGGUGAAGCAUUGAGUGGCCCUGUGGCACUUGUUUUGUGUUUCAGUACACGCACUCGCAUCUUCGACUUCAUUUUUCUUUCUACUGUGGUAAAGAAGUGAACUUCACUCACACACAAUUCUGGGCCCUGAUUCAUCUUCCUGUGCACAUUUGCGCCCUUGUUUUCGGGACAAGGCUCAGCAGUUCUACAAUGAAAGAUAAAUAUGAUGCCAAAGUGAAAGCUACAAACUGGGAUACACAGCGAAUGUCGGGGAACAAAUUUUAUUUCAAGCAGAAUUAAAGGGGGGGGGGGGGGAAUAUACUGCAUGGAAAGACUAAAUUCUGUAAGAGAGUAAUUAUGGUUUGGUGUUAAUAAGCAAUUGUUGGCUAUUUGCACGCUCCUGUAUAUGAUCUGUACCUCUUUCUGUAACCGCUGCUGCAUUUGAAAGCAUCAAGUAGCGAGGUUGUACUACAGCAUCGGUAACUUCUGUAAAAGGCAGCGAAACCGCUCAGAUUCUGUGACGUUACACAGCAAAAAGUACACAGUUGGAAUGCCCAGGUGGCAGGUUUUUUACCAAAAUUCUGGUAAAGGAGCGCAUACACUGAGCACUUAAGUGUUAAUUACUGUGCGGCAGUGCUGUUUAUAUGCGUGAUCAGUUACCUGCACGAUACACAUGUGCAGGAAAUUCACAUGGCAUAUUUCAUUGCCAAAGUAGUUUUGGUAAAUUUCUUUACUUAUUUAGCAAAUUCAAUUUGGGCCAUGGCAUCUCUUCGGUUCUGUGGGCUCCAAUGUUUUCUGGUCAUCUGCAUUCCUUGGCAAGCUUAAAACAUGCCCACAACUUGCUCAUGAAUGCUGCUUGGUUUGAAUCUGGUCCCCUUUAGCCAGGAUAUUAAAAAGAAAUGUUUUAGUUGCUGGUUUUAUGUUGUUUUGAAGUUUAUGAAGCCUUGGUCCAUAGAUUCUGUGUCUCACAGCAUUGUAUCAGAUUGCAAAGUGUGCUGUGCGUUACGGCUCACCCGUAGCAGGUCGUUGACGUGACAUCACUUCCGUCCAGAAGGGGCAAACCUUGCGUUUUUGUGUCUUGUUCUUCCUUACGUUGUGUUGUUGUGGCUUAUGAAGUUAGUUGCUUUGUAAAAGCGCGUUGGCAGACAAGAUUUAUUGUAGCAGUGCUGACAGUCUCAGUGGCUACAUUGGUUAAUGUCCUUUCAAACAGAAGAAAGGCUUUCUUCUUUUAUGGACAAGACACAUCGUAGUAAGAUACUUAGAUGUGCAUUGAAAAUACAGAAUCUACAGCAAAGUACCACUUUCAGUGUAGGGAUGUUGGCACCACUCGUUAUUUUUACGAAACCAAAAAGAAAACCUGGAUGGUCUCGACCAGCGACUAGAGUGAUUAUGAUGGAUGUCGACCUGCAACAAAGCUCCAUAGAGGGGCCCUGGAAUGUGAACCGUCAUUGUUGAAUUUUCUUCUGUGCAUAUGAUCACUGCAAGCAGUGUGUUUAAGCGUCAUGUGUUGCAGUGUUGUAAAGAUGUAUAGACUUUGCUUGAGGUGUGUGUCACUCCAAUCUUCAUUAGUGUGGCCUGGACUAUGAUCAUCUUCAAGGAAGAGCCAUGCAUCCCAAAUCCACGUGAUUUAUUUUUAUUCUUUAGGUUUGUGUUUCUGAGGUGGAAAAAAUAACAAUGCACUUUU